Athalia rosae (coleseed sawfly) is the source of this 2436-nucleotide messenger RNA. RefSeq lists its product as uncharacterized. Bases 486 to 2090 code for a protein of 534 amino acids. The record is from RefSeq and is a predicted model, not a curated record. Lineage: Eukaryota; Metazoa; Arthropoda; Insecta; Hymenoptera; Athaliidae. The transcript has 12 exons.
UUGAAUGUAUUAAAUUCUUUCAGUGAGGUUAUAUAAAAUUGAGCACGUGUAAAAUAAUUAUUUAUAUUCAUAUCACCUGGCAAUCCACCCACAUGAAUCAUCCCUAUUGCUGAGCAUCCGUUAGAAUUUUUGAAGAUCUUACGAAAUCUCUGCAUUUUGUGACGCGUGCGCUGCGCCAAGCAACCGACCCUUCACUCUGCCAGCAAACAGCUGACUGGAAUGACAGUGGUGGUGGAGUUUAAAGGCUUUCGGGAAGGCGGCGCUCAUGAUCAGCUGCGCUGAGCUGCGCUGCUCUGGAUCAGCCGUCCAAGUCGUGAAACACGAAAGACGACCGUCUUUCAAUCUAAGGGCAAAGAGUUUGGGAAGGCUGCUUCACCACGUUCUCUACACCCAACAGGCAUGAGGCACUGUCAAAGACCAAGGAACCUUAUUACAGUACAACACGCACACUACCAAAACCACCCACAUUCUGGACUUCAGUUCCCAUGGCAACUGUGACUUACCGGAUGGCACGGAGAGGAUGGCAGGGAGUUGCAAGAGCCCUCACUCUCUGCAAGUCCUCUAAAACUUUGCAAAUUGGAGGAGUAGGGGCAGCAGUUUUAUCUACAGGCUAUAUGUUACUUGAUCUAGAGGAGAAGAGAGCGCUCAGAUCACUGAUUGGAAGUUCUAUUAGGUUCGCACGCUCGUUGAGCAUUGGUUUGAUCAUAUCUGCAGACUAUUUGCUGGCUCCCACAGUAGGAGAUGAGGAUAAAUUGAUCCACAAAAGAUCAGCUCAGCGUAUAUUUGAGGGCUGCCUUCUUAAUGGAGGAUUGUAUAUUAAGCUUGGACAAGGACUAGCAGCCCUCAAUCACAUUCUUCCUAGAGAGUACGUUGAGACACUGACACUCUUACAGGACAAAUGUUUGACAAGAGAGCCUGAUGAAGUUGACUCUGUUUUUCUGGAGGAGUUUGGAUCAAAGCCCAAGGAUGUGUUUAAGGAGUUUAAUGAAGAACCAAUUGCAGCUGCCAGCCUGGCACAAGUCUUCAAGGGAAUCACUCAUGAUGGUGAGCCAGUUGCUAUUAAAGUACAGUACAUCGAUUUACAGGAUCGAUUCAAGUCUGACAUAAAAACCAUUGAGUUUCUGUUGAAGAUUGUAUCUGUAAUUCAUCCAAAGUUUGACUUUCACUGGGUCUUGCAGGAACUUAAAGAUACUCUAGCCCAAGAACUUGACUUCAUUUUGGAGGGAAAAAAUUCAGAAAGGUGUGCAAAUGAUCUGAAAUCGCACAAGGAAGUACAUGUACCUAAGGUUUACUGGAAUUGCAGUACAAAAAGAAUAUUAACAACCGAAUGGAUAGAUGGCUGCAAAAUAAAUGAUACAGCAUGUUUGAAAGAGCAGGGAUUGGACCUUUCUGACGUGGACAGAAAACUUUUUUCUGUUAUGGCGGAACAAAUAUUCCACACCGGAUUCAUACAUGCCGAUCCUCAUCCUGGCAAUAUUCUAGUGAGAAGAGGUAGCGAUGGCAAAGCCCAAUUAGUUCUACUGGAUCAUGGUCUCUACGAAAUAUUGCCAGAAAAAGUGAGGCAUACUUUAUGCAAUUUUUGGGAGUCUAUAGUGUUGAGAAAAUAUAAUAAGAUGAAAAAAUAUGCUCAAGAAUUGAAUGUGGAUGAUCAUAUAUUACUGGCAGAAAUGAUAACUCAGGCACCAAUGUUUGUGCCAGGAAUUACUAGUAUGCCAUCAGGCAUGACAUUAGAUAGCUACAUGCAACAGCAAGCUAAAGAAAGAUUUGAUAAAGUCGUGAUUGCAUUGAGGGCAAUGCCUAGUAACCUGAUGCUUGUUAUAAGAAAUUUGAAUACUAUAAGGGCAAUCGCGCGUGAACAUGGCGAUCCAAUAAAUAGAUACAGAGCUUUAGCCAGGCUGGCUGUGUCUGGCAAACAUAGAACGAAUAAUCGAACAUUAUGGAAAAAACUUGCGGGAACUACGAGUUACGUUUGGUUUGAAACCCGCUUGUGGACUCAAAGCAUCAGACUAUGGUUCAUCAAUAUCUACAUCAAGAUUCUACAGGUUGUGGGGUACGAUGUUCAGAAAGCGAUCAAUCAAGCAACUUACUAAAGAAUAUGAGGAGCAUAGAAGUUUCAGUAGAAUAUCGAAGUAGGGGAAUUGGGGGAAUUUUUCAAGCCUCAAAUUCAUAGCAAGGACCUGGACUAUUGGACUAUCAGGAGAUAAUGGUUGAUAAUUUGUUGUGAAAUAAGCGUCGUUAGCGUUUUUGAUACGCUUAUUCGCACUGCCAAUACUUGUUGAAAUACGUAUGAAGGAAUCGAACUAGAAAUUAUUCAAAACUUUCAGAGAUCAGCUGCAUGAGAACGUGUGACUUCGAGAUGAAUUUAUUGGCUAGCAAAUACAGACGUGUACAUUACCUAAUAAACGAAAAUCAUUCCGUGAUUUUAAAUUAAUCCAU